Candidula unifasciata is the source of this 1374-nucleotide messenger RNA. The record is from the annotation of a GenBank genome assembly. NCBI's taxonomy places the organism in Eukaryota, Metazoa, Mollusca, Gastropoda, Stylommatophora, Geomitridae.
AUGGCAACACACGCGUGUCUGUCUACAACUGACCAGCCAGACUACAAGGCUCAAGGCUAUUCGAGACAGACUUUUCUGGUAGCUUGGGCCAGAACUGUACCACUGGUGUUUCUGGCUUUCUCCACGGUUGUGUUCAACUUGAUGAUUCUGUGGAUGUUCAAAGUGAAGAGGUCUUUGAGAAGUUGCAAGAAUAUUUACCUUGCCAGUUUGGCUAUCGCCGACUUGUUAAUUGGCCUAUGUAUGUUCCUGGCAAUAGUACAACAGUUGAAAGGUCACGUAAAAUGGCUGCCGAUGUUUUCUUGUCGUCUGUACUUGGUACUACGACAAUCUGCGCUGUACGUAUCGCUUCUAAGUCUGGUUCUAAUUACGGGAGACCGGUGGUGGUCUAUCCACUAUCCGUUCUCGUACAGAUCCAAGCGGAGCACCAGGAACGCUUUUGUGGCUGUAGGUUGUGUGUGGGUAUUUGCUUUUGCUCUUCACGUUCCUCCGGUGACUUUGUGGGAUUUGAACAAAACAUUUGAAAGUUCUAAUCUGACAGCUGCAGAUUUCAACCUCGAAGACCAGGCUUUGAUUACCUGUGAGCUGCCGUUUGUAGACAGCGUCCUGUUCGUAUCAAUAGUUUCUGCCGUGAUCUACUUCAUACCCUUAAUGGCAGUGCUUAGUCUCAACUGCAGCCUUUACGUCGGCAUUCUCCAGAGGAAACGGGUUCAAAUCCGACGAUCAGUCUCCGCUUCUGAUAAAUUGACAUGGCUGGAUAGACGCACUUCCGUUUCCUCUAUUCCUGAUUUUGCGUCAAUGACAGACGAGAAUAUGCAUCUUCUAAACGGCACGAACUCCAGACGAGGGCAGAUGCGGUUAAAUUCGAAGAGAAGGAAUUCUGCAGAUGUGGUUCUUCUCAGGUCGUCGGCACCUUCGCCAUUGUUUAACAACAUGAACUCGGGCAGAAGGUUCAGCUGGGCGCCAAGGAAGAAUUACCUGGUGCGACCAAGUAAAUGCGGAGAGGAACUGGCCAAAAAUCUGUUGGUUAAACAGGAUAGGAAAGCUGCUUUUUGGCUUGGUCUUUUGGUUGCGGUGUUUCUUGUAUGCUGGCUACCCCAUACCAUUGUUGGAAUACUGCAGUCUGGUAAACAAGCCAAUGUGCCACAGUGGACUAAAGAUGUGACAUUUUGGCUUCUUUUAGCCAACUCGGCAAUUAAUCCAUUGAUGUAUGGACUGUUUAACAGAGAAAUCAGGCGGGCGUUUAAACAGUGGCUGUGUGGGGGGUCUGGCCGAAAGUGGAGGGCAAGGAAUGCCUUGCUUCUGUACGGUGUGAGUUUGACAACGGCGGUUGCUGUCCCAAAGAGGAUUUCCUCCUUUGAAGCUGUGCCUGAAUAA